UCCACUGCGUCACCUGACACCGUCCUUGCCCGCCCGUGCCCUUGCUGAUAUUUUGCAAUACGGCCGUGGCUGUUUUGCCAUCUAAACUCUCGUGUUUAACUCCAACACUACACCAUGGGUGGUGUUUCCCUACCUCGGGAGUUCGGCUACGUCAUCCUGACUGUGCUUGGGUCAUGGGGAACGCUCAUGUACCUGGCGGUCAAUGUCAGCAAGGCCAGGAAGAAGUACAACGUCAUGCCUCCGAUCCUGUACAGUGACACAGAGAUGGUCUACAACUGUAUUCAGAGGGCCCACCAGAAUGCACUUGAGAGUUACCCAUCGUUCCUGGUUCUCCUACUGCUGGCAGGACUCAAGUACCCGAAAGGAGCUUCUGCAGCAGGUGCCGUCUGGUGCAUGGGGAGGAUCCAUUAUGCACACGGCUACUAUACUGGGGAACCAGACAAGCGGCGUCAGGGAGCGUACUUCCACCUGAGCGAGCUGGUGCUGAUUGGCAUGUGCCUGGGGCAUGCUGGGAGCCUGCUAGGGUGGGGCGGGCGUGGCUGGGGCCGCUGGGGAUGGAGGUUUUUUUGGCGUUGAUUGGACGACAGGUUCCCAUGGCAACAGUUUCCUUAGCAAACAUUGAGUCCUUCUGUACCAGACAUGCUUGAACAGUCACUUCUAAUUCCUGUAUUGUUGCUGGAUAAAAAACUGUGUUGCAGUGUUGAUGUUGUAGGUUGCACUGAUCAAAGUUGAAGAUGACCAGUUAACUGUAGGCUCCUUGUGCAGCCAACAAUUUUGCUGUACAUAUCACAAAUAAUGAGUAAUAAGGUCUGUUUCAUUGUUUUGAUGAUUCACAUGUACAUGUAAUUUGUAUGAUAAGGUAGCCAUUCACUAAGUGACUUGUCAGCACCAAGUAGUAAAGAUUCGGA
Branchiostoma floridae (Florida lancelet) is the source of this 908-nucleotide messenger RNA. RefSeq names its product microsomal glutathione S-transferase 3-like. Gene Ontology annotation, cellular component: nuclear envelope; membrane; endoplasmic reticulum. The transcript has 5 exons. NCBI's taxonomy places the organism in Eukaryota, Metazoa, Chordata, Leptocardii, Amphioxiformes, Branchiostomatidae. Bases 115 to 576 code for a protein of 153 amino acids. Gene Ontology annotation, molecular function: glutathione transferase activity; glutathione peroxidase activity. The record is from RefSeq and is a predicted model, not a curated record.